Pestalotiopsis fici W106-1 is the source of this 1215-nucleotide messenger RNA. RefSeq lists its product as uncharacterized. The coding region runs from base 1 to 1215 and encodes 404 amino acids. Lineage: Eukaryota; Fungi; Ascomycota; Sordariomycetes; Amphisphaeriales; Sporocadaceae. The record is from RefSeq and is a predicted model, not a curated record. The transcript is spliced from 3 exons.
AUGGACUCGUCUACCAAUAGCCGUCAGGAAUAUCCCCAGAAAAAGGCAGCAACACCUCAGAAAAGUGCGACAACACCUCAGAAAAAGGUGGCAAUUCCACCGAAAAAGUCAGUAACUCCCCAGAAACAGGCAGUGAACAGUAAUGUUCCGACGGAUAAACGCAGCUCACUACGCAUGAACAAAACGUGGCGACCUGAAUCGGAAUCUUCCAAGCAAGAUGAGCGUCCUUUGACCAAUGGCUACGUCUCCGGCCCCCGCAAAGCGCCGCUCCCGGAGUCACUCGAGCCGCCAAAGUUCUUGGGAGUCCAGUCACAGCCACCGCGUGCCAACCCUCGCCAGCCAGCUCCAGUCAACCCCUUCAUUCAUGAAAAUGUGCGACAAGGUCCAACCGGCGGACCUGGUUCCCUAAACUUGAACUUGGUAGAGACGCGUACGGUCAACCUUAUAACCCGGAUCCUAAAGUCUUGGCCUCAACUUAUGGCUAUGCAUCAUACUUCCCACCUGCCGCCAAUGAUACACCCAGUGCAGCUAAUGUGCGGGAUCCCAAAGCCGCUUGAAAGAUGUUAUAGAUUGGUCAAUAUGUGGGCAGACCGAACCGAAACUAGUACUGGAUUUGUUUAUGACGCCAUUUUGUUAGAGAUCCAGAAAUUAAUCGGCGAGUGUCACACCUAUAAUGAGUUGGAUCUGCUUCCAGCUGUUCAAUCGCUGCUUAUCCUCAUGAUCGUCUUAUUCUUUUGCUUUUCGGGACCACCCACUACCUCAGAGCUCAGCAUCCAGGCCCAAAUUCUGGGCCAGGUCUGGAACGUCAAAAGCCAGCUGGCCAGCUCGGAUCUCUUUGUGCCUUUGGAACCGAUGGACCCGAUGCCCAAGUGGAAGGAGUGGGCAGUCAAAUCGGCCAAGCAACGCACUCUGCUGGGUUUACAUCACGUAGAGUGGGUUUGGUCGCUUCGGCACGGCCACGCAAUUCUAACCGGCUUCGAACUUGGCCCCAUCCCAGCUCCUGCGCCAAGUCACCUCUGGCGUGAAACCAAUGAGCAGACCUGGAAGCGGGAGUACAAGAUUUGGCUGGCCACUUGGGAGAGACAACCUUACAGCAUGGCCGAGUUGUUGAGUGUCAGAGCCGAUGGUGUUUUAGGUACCAGGGCCGAGAUGUGGCUCGCCGAGGCCGACGAGUUUGGUACCAUGCUACUGCCAGAAAUCAACGCAAUUCAAUAG